AGGAGGAUGCGGAAAUGUGUGUGUCUCCGCAGUGAGAGUGACAGCGGGGGCUCUGGCCGCCCACUCUUGCCCAUCACCUCUCUAGCUGGAUUUAGGCAUGAGCAAAAUAACACCAUCCACUUAUGUGCGUAACCUUGGCCCUGGGCUGUUUAGGCAGCUGGCUGAUUUUCUUGAUCCCCAAGAAGGAUGGAAAACGAUAGCUAUGGAUAUACGGAAAGCUUCUGGUGAACCUCGAUACACACAAUUUCAUAUACGGCGCUUUGAAGGAAUUAUUCAAAAGGGAAAAAGUCCAACACAUGAAUUGCUAUAUGACUGGGGAACGACAAACUGCACUGUCCACGAUCUUACUGACCUGCUUAUGAGGAAUGGUUUCUUAGCUGCAGCUUCACUUUUCCCUCAUGAACAAAAGACAAGAUCUGUGUGUACAACAAUUCCAGUAGGAGAAUGUCAGACGGAGCAUGGUAACCCUGUUACUCAAAGCACAGAUCCAACAGAGAAUGAUGAAGAAACAGGGUUUGGCAUUUUCUCUUUUAAUGAACUGAGGAGAAUUACAAGGAACUUUGACGAACGACCCCUCUCUGAAGGAGGAAACAAGGUCGGAGAGGGAGGUUUUGGAGUUGUUUUCCAUGGUCAAAUAAAGGAUGAAAAAGUUGCAGUAAAAAAAUUGACAACUAUCGAUGACUCUAGUCUACAGGACCUUAAAGAUCAGUUUCAUCAAGAAAUACGAACCAUGGCUAAAUGUCAACAUGAAAACAUUGUACAACUGCUUGGCUUCUCAGAUGAUGGUGAUCAUUACUGCCUGGUCUACCCAUACAUGUCAAAUGGUUCUCUGCUGGACCGUUUGGCUUGUCUGAAUAACACUGCUCCAUUGUCCUGGCAUAUGAGAUGUAAUAUUGUAUUUGGAACAGCACAGGGUAUCAAAUAUUUGCAUGAAAACAAUCAUGUUCACAGAGACAUUAAGAGUGCAAAUAUCCUUCUGGAUGAUAAUUUUAUUCCAAAAAUUUCUGACUUUGGACUGACAAGGGCAACUGGCCAAUUAGCACGUACCAUGAUGACCGAAAGAAUUGUUGGCACUACAGCUUACAUGGCUCCAGAGGCCUUGCGAGGAGAAGUUACUAUAAAGUCUGAUAUAUUCAGCUUUGGGGUGAUAUUGUUGGAAAUAAUCUCUGGACUUCCACCAUUUGAUGAGGAACGGAAUCCACCAUUACUGCUUGAUAUCAAAGAAGAAAUUGAGGAGGAAGAAAAAACCCUUGAAGAUUAUGUGGAUAAAAAGAUGGAAGAGGUAGAAGUUCAUCUAACAGAGAAAAUGUACUCCAUUUCUAGUCAGUGCUUGAACCAAAUGAAAAACAAGAGACCUGACAUUAAUACAGUGCUGCAUGAUCUUGAGACAAUAACCUGCGCCCUUUCUGUUUCCAGAUCGAUGCAGUGAAUUCAAUAUGUCUGUGUAAAUAUUAUAUAUUUUAUAUUUUCACAAAUGGGAAGGUUUAAACCCAAAUGAACAGAAGCCACUGGUGCCAGAACUUCAAAAGAGAUUUGGGCAGUGUUCAGUGUUGUGUGGCAUGGUAGAUGAUGGGGAGUAUCGAGCAGAAAUAUCACUGAUUGCAAAACAAGCAUCUCCAUGAAAACUUACAGGCAUCAUUAACUACUGUAUUGCACAGCCCAAUUUGCUGUUAUGUUGUACAGUUUUUAUUACACAGAGCUGAUGUUUAAGGUUUCAGUCCGUGAUAUGAAAAAGAAUACAGAAAAGUUAAUGGUGGUUAUAGGAAAGCCGAAGAGCACAUAAAUGGCAUUCAUAAACUGUUUUUACAUGUCCAACAGAUAUCAAUAAACAUAUCCAAACAUAAA
This is a messenger RNA of Pseudophryne corroboree (corroboree frog), 1845 nucleotides long. RefSeq names its product interleukin 1 receptor associated kinase 4 (gene IRAK4). Lineage: Eukaryota; Metazoa; Chordata; Amphibia; Anura; Myobatrachidae. Gene Ontology annotation, molecular function: protein serine/threonine kinase activity; ATP binding; magnesium ion binding. The record is from RefSeq and is a predicted model, not a curated record. Bases 98 to 1429 code for a protein of 443 amino acids. Gene Ontology annotation, biological process: signal transduction; protein phosphorylation. The transcript has 12 exons.